AUGGCCGCAACUACGAGUCAGUUACCCAUGAGGGGACCAUCUAAAACUCUUUCAAACUGUUCCUCUAGCCCUGCAAGUUCUCACACUUGCGUCGAACUGUCGUCCUCUUUCCACAAAGACAAAGCGGGUGUCAAAUCCGAACACAUUAUGGAUGUCUUUAGUUCUCCCAAAACACACUAUAUUCCAUCAUCUCCUCAUGAAUUCACCUUUCCAGAAACUCCUUCUCGUUCUCGAGAGAUGAGCACUAGAUCUCCCCUAACAUCCCCCACCAAACCAAGGUUUCACCCAUAUGUAAAAUCCAGGGGAACUGCAGCUGCCACAACUCAGUUUGCAUUGGAUUCCCUGCAAGGCCUGACUGCCAAAGAACUGAACCCAGGCUGCUACAUUGAUGUCGCACAGGCUAAGGAGGUUUUCACGUGUGGUCUUGCGAACCUGCCAGAUGACAUGCUAUGUGAAGGCGCAAUGGCACAAUAUGCCACUUGUGAGGUAGCUAGACAGGAACUCAUCACGGCGACAUGGAAAGUUGAAGCAAGCACCCGCUGGUCAAAAUUCCUUGCCAGUGCUUCAAAGCACUUAAAAACGCAACAUGACUACUGCAAGACUGAUCUUGAGAUCUGGGAACAAGCAUGCACUAAUUGCGGGCUGAAAGAUCUCUUCAAUGACAAAGCCUUCUAUGAACAUUCAACUUCUCAAGGGACUCUGACAUUGGCAUUCCUGCAGGAACAAGCUCGCCUAUUGAAGGAGUAUGUCGAGGAACGAGGGGCAGAUAUAGGUGGUGGCCAUUCAGAAGGUAGCUGUUCAGGCGGUAGUGACUAUGAACCAAUGAAUUUGUCUCGAAUCAAUUAUCAUUUUUGUCCAUCUGAUCAUCAUACAUUUGUGCCUGCAUCCCAUUGUCCACCCAAGGCAAGAAAUCCACGAUGGAAGAAACCACAAAACUCUAGGCAAAUCCGCAAACCAGCGAGAAGAAGCAACAAGAACCCUUGCCUGAACGCUGAUGACAGCCAAGUCGGACGCACAGUAGAGCAAACAGAGCAGCCAGAGUUGGGGUGCAAUGAUACAUUAUCAGUUUUGCACGAGGAAGAGAUGCUGGACUCUGAGUUUGAUGACUUUGACGAUGCAGUAUCACAACACGAGCCGCCACAAAGCCUGAUCCAUCAUGAGCCCCUGUACAACAACCAUCAUCCUGAGGAAUACACAUCAGUGUACCACCCUCCAUUCCCGCAGCACGAGCCUCAGAUGCUUGUGCCACCCUUCCAGCCUCAACACAUCUAA
Molecule: messenger RNA, 1272 nt
Organism: Suillus subalutaceus
Lineage: Eukaryota; Fungi; Basidiomycota; Agaricomycetes; Boletales; Suillaceae
Exons: 5
Coding region: 1-1272 (423 amino acids)
Source: RefSeq, a predicted model, not a curated record